Molecule: messenger RNA, 3351 nt
Organism: Trichophyton verrucosum HKI 0517
Lineage: Eukaryota; Fungi; Ascomycota; Eurotiomycetes; Onygenales; Arthrodermataceae
Product: F-box domain protein
Exons: 2
Coding region: 1-3351 (1116 amino acids)
Source: RefSeq, a predicted model, not a curated record
AUGAACUCUAGAGGCGGGAAGACAGCAGCCAUGACGAUCAUCGUGAGGUCAGAAAAGCUCAAUAACCUGGUGCCUUCUGCAAAGAAGAUGAAGAAACUCCAGGCCAGGCAGUCAGAGAGCAGUAUGCAUUGGGCUAAGGAUAUAUCUACGAAGCUCGAGACCAAGGUCCAGAGCAAAAUUCACGGAAGCAAGGAUAAAUCCAGUGACAUGGCUACUAGAGGCCGUAUGACGACGACAAGCGCGAGACCUAGGGUCCCACCCCUGCCUCCUUAUUCCCCUCUCGGAGGUUUGCAGGAGCUCUUCAAGGAAGUUGGCGGAGCCUUUGGGUCUGGAAAGGAGCUUGAACGUGAAGAAGAAGGCGACGGAGAACCUGAACUUGUUUCGCCAGUGACCCUUGCAUGUAGAUCCUGUGCUGCGACUAUGGGCGACAGUGUCGACGAUAGGCUAUGCGAUGACAGCAGUAUAUGCUGCCUGUCCCCUGCAACUGUAACUACCAUUGAGACUGGAUUUGGCAGCUGUAUGCAUAUCUCACACCGCGCUGCUCACGAAUCUCCUUCAAAUGCAGCAGCUAACGAAUCGGCAAUCCUCCCCCUAUCCUUCGAUAACGAUCUCACAAGGAAGCAAACUGUUUAUUUCACGCUGGAUAACAAAAACCGGGCCUCGUCUGACCCCAAAUCACCAACAUCUCCAACAUGCUGCUCCGCAACUACUUGUUCUUCAAUAUACCCCUGGUCAUCAGUCAGCUGUUCUGGUGAACAAAUACCGCGGAAUUUACCCCCAAAAAUAACUGUGAAUGAACCUUUUUCACUUAACUCCGUCGACGCUGUGAUCUCCAACGAUGAAUAUCGAUCGGGGCACCCCACCCCUGCUGCCAACUUGAAGAGGAGAUUGACCAUUCGAGAAUCGAAAAUGAAGGCCCUGCCCCCAUAUCCGCCCCUGCCGGAGACAGUACUCACUCAGCCCCAGGCACCGGGACAGUCACUCAAACGCUCUAGAAAUGCUUCUCAUUCCGCCCAUUCACCAAAAGCGCUCUGCCUGCCCCAAAUACCCCAAGAAAGCGAUUUUGAUAUGCUUGAUGAAACCUUCCAGCAAUCCAAUCGAAGUUCAUUAUUACCUUCAUUAGAAAAAGCAGCCGAAGACCUCGAAGCACAGCUUUUAGCGAUACCAUCGACUAAAGAAUCUCAACCAAACUCACGAUCCCGUUCUCCCUCCCCCGCUUAUCUGCAGCGAGCUAUUACCAACACUGAGAGCGAACAGGAAGCCGUUGCCGCCCCUGAAAUCCAAAACGACAACUCUCCAAGGAUGGACCUGGCGCGUGGUAGUAUCGAACGCCUUCGUGAGAGUAUAGCGUCGAAACAAAUGGUUCAGCUGACCCGCACGAAAAACCAGAAGGGCGGGCAGUCUGGUUUUAAGGAAAGAUGGAGCCGUUUCUCUGCAUUCUCAAAGAAAGGAGAGCCAGGAAAAUCGAAGUCACAGCUGAAUUUACCUUCUCCCAAACUACUUCCAAUGCACACAAUCAAUCCGAUAGAAAAGUUAGAUUUUGGUUUGAAUGUGGUUCUCGACAUUCCUUCGGGUUUUGCAGAGCUCGAUGCAGACCCAUCACCACGAGAAGAGGCAAAACCGACACAGGCUGCACCUCGUCCACUGCGACCGUUGGUCGACAGCGUUAUUCUUCGAAUAUUUGAAAAUGUCGGCUACUUUGACGAUUUGUUCAAUUUAGCGCUCUCAAAUAGAGCCUUUUAUCAGAUUUUCAAACAGAACGAGCUAGCCCUUGUUCGAAAUACCUUAUCUUUGAUGUCCUUGCCAGCAUGGGAAUUGCGAGAGAUGACUCCGCCAUGGGAUGAUGACGGCGUCACUCGCCUUGCCGUCAGUGCGAGGGAUGAGCCUAUGCCUGAGUAUACCCCCCAACUAUAUCUCCAACAUUAUUCCAGAGAUCUAUACGCCAUGGCAGCUCUGAAAUCCAUGAUUCUUGUACACUGUGAGAGUUUUCUUCGAUUAGAAACAUCACGAGCAUUGGCAGGCUUGGAUGAGCAGCGGUCGGCAGAAAUGGACGAUGCAUUUUGGCGUGUAUGGACAUUCUGCUCUCUCUUCGGCUGUGGGAAAGGGAGAGAAAGCGAUAUCGAGGCUCAGGUUGACUGGCUCAGAGGUGGUAUACUGGCUGAGUCUGACACCAGGCCGUCUGCAUCUAUCUUUAGCCCCAUGCCGUUCAUUAGCAACCUCCUGCUCGACCCACCUCAGGGAUUUGCCAAAGGAAAUAAUGGCGGGUUAAGCACAGAACAACUAUGCGACAUGUCAGAGAUCUGGACUUGCCUUGCUAACCUGCUCAGUGUUUUCCAUGGCAAAUGUAAAUUGGCACGCAAAUAUGGUGUCUUUGACAAUAAGGAUGUAACUCCAGGAGACGUUACACAUGAGGAGGCCUUGCUUGAAGAGUGGACUCAAUAUCUCCUCACGUUAGGCCCUUAUGCCGUCCUUACUCUCAUCAGUUUUGCUCCUUCUACCCCAGUUGAACAGAAGUUCGCUCGUGCCAAAUCGCUAGGGUGGACUCGUUGGCAAGCCCCUGUGAAAUCGGAAAAUGAGCCGGCUAGGCUGUUCUUCAAAGAAGCUGUCUCACGAGUUUGCCGAGAUCUCCCUUCACGACCAAGCUCCCUUUCCUCUUCUAACCCAUCAUCGUACUCCUCCAGAGCAUCUCCCCAAAGCUCAAGGUCAAAACGAAGUAGUCAAUCGAGCAUUACGAGCCAGAACAGCGCUCGUCGUCAAAGACAGGCUGGCUUCGCGGCUGAACUUCGCAACAGAAAAGUAUCUCUCGACACAGGGCUGGGUAUUGCUAAUGCCAUUCCCAAUUGUGACGAGCGACCAACUCCAGUCUCUGAGGUGGUCGUUAACAAAUUCAUUUCCUCCGAAUCAGGGACACCAUUUCUCCAUCCCACUCCUCGAAUGCUGGCAUUCAGUCCAAGAAACCAAUCUCCAUCAUCCUCAAUCGUAUCAUCACCGCGACCAACACCGCCACUAGUAGAGGAGAAAAUCUCCCAAGGCCGCCAACCAAUGCCAUCUACCAGCCGUCUUGCACUAUAUUACUCAAAUCAUCAGGAGCCAGUGGUCCCAGACCCAGCUGACCUGGCUCUGCAAAAGAUGGUGCAUGAACUAGGAUUUGACGAAGAAGAAGCCAAAUGGGCUCUGAAACGAACUGAUACUGGUGAAUCAGUCGAUAUCAAUGCUGCUGUACACCUCUUACUUGUCAAAUCCAGCAAGGCGAACUCUUCAUCUGUGGAAAUGGGCCUAAGACAGCGCGAAUCUAAUAUUCCGCAGACAAAGGCAGAUGAGGUCUACAGGCCUACCUGGAGAUGGGCGUAA